AUGGCGAAGGCAAAGCUAAGAGUAAGAACGGUAAAGAUCAUCAAUGCUGAUAAACUGGUAAAGGUCCUUCAAUGUUCCUUGUUUGGACACCACGCCCUGUCAUCUUUCAUUAAUGUCAACAAACCAAGUAGCUACGCUAUCAAGACCUGUACACCCGCUGACAUCAUGCCUCUAGUGAAGCGGCUUAUAGAGCCAGUGUACAUAGCCAGGUCUAUACUCAACAAGCAAGUACGCAAUGAGUUAGAGGGUGUGACUGUCAACUCCCUCGCUGGAGUUAUACAGCAGCUCAGCUCUAUCUCUAAACAUGCAGAGGACCUCUUCGGAGAUUUGGUCAAUGAAGCUAGCUCGAUAUUCCAGCGCUCCACUCGACUAAGUCAGCGCGUACAGACAUUGUAUGAAAAGACCUCUCAACUCGACUCUGCUGUCAAGGAAGAAGUCACGGUGGAGGACUUCAGUCUCAUGACACACUUCAAGAGCAAGCGUCAAGAAGAGCAACAAGUGCUCAAUCCUAGCACUCUCCCACAAGCUCUCAAACUAGUGUACAGCUCGUGUGAUCAGCCGCCAGCCCUCUCCAAGUUCACUCCAUAUCGAGAUGAUGGUAAAGAUGGUAUCAAGUUCUACACAGACAGGAACUAUUUCUAUGACCUCUGGGUCCAGCAACAAACCCAGGCCAUCAAAGAUCGCAAAAAGAGGGAGAAAAAGAAACGUCGUCGUCGUGACAACCAGCCGACCAAAAAGGUCCGUGGAGUACAGAAGAAGAAGUUUGCUGCUGUUGAUGCGGAGUUCGUUACUGGGGAAACCAUACGUGUGUCUGAGGUCCCUUCAGAGGUUGCCAGGGCAACAGAACCACCCCCACCAGUACAGCCGAGCACAGCUCAAGAGCAUCGUCCCAUCUCUGGACCUCCCCCUCCGCCUCCUCCACCAGAGCCAACAGCCGCUGCUUACGGUGGUGCCCCCACAGCUCCACCACCCCCUCCACCCCCGGCACUUAUAGGAGGGGGUGGCAUGGUACCGCCCCCUCCUCCACCAAUGGCCAACUCACCAGCACUGGCUCAUUCUGCCUAUCCUCCUUACAGUGCCCCGCCCCCUCCACCACCGGCACUGGUUCCCAUGGCUCCUGCCCCGCCCCCACCACCAGUAGGACCAGCUGCUCCGCCCCCUCCACCUGUCCCCAGCCUUGGACCGCCCCCUCCUCCACCACCCGGACUAUCAGUUGCCAUGGUUGCCCCUGCACCAAUCAGAACACCUGAACCAGAUCCUCGCCAAGACUUACUCACUGCAAUCAUGAUGGGUAAGAAGCUUCGUAAGGUGGAGCAUAAGGACGAGGUGAAGAUGCAAGAGUAUGGAACAGAUGUAGCGUCCAUUCUCAAGCGCAGGAUUGUGAUGGAAGUGAGCGACUCUUCUGAUGAUAGCAGCAGUGACACCGAUGGCUCUUGGUCUGAUUAGAAUAUUGUGUGGACUAUACAAUAAUAUAGUGUGUAGUAGUUUAUAGCUAGAGAUUGGAACCAAAGAACUAGUUACCUCUGUAGCAGAUAGAUUGUUUUGUUGGAUUUCUUGUGUACACUGUAGAUCUGUAUUUUGCUAAAGAA
Halichondria panicea is the source of this 1589-nucleotide messenger RNA. RefSeq names its product actin-binding protein WASF2-like. Gene Ontology annotation, biological process: positive regulation of Arp2/3 complex-mediated actin nucleation; actin cytoskeleton organization. The record is from RefSeq and is a predicted model, not a curated record. NCBI's taxonomy places the organism in Eukaryota, Metazoa, Porifera, Demospongiae, Suberitida, Halichondriidae. The transcript has 8 exons. Gene Ontology annotation, cellular component: cytoskeleton; SCAR complex. Gene Ontology annotation, molecular function: protein kinase A regulatory subunit binding; Arp2/3 complex binding; actin binding. Bases 1 to 1446 code for a protein of 481 amino acids.